AUGGAAGACAACACAUCGCUUACUCCAGUUUUUGUUUUGUCUGGAAUGAAGCAUUUGACACCAAAAUAUCUUUUUAUUUUCCUGUCUCUCUCUGUUUAUCUCUUAAUCAUUCUUUUGAACCUGAUGUUGAUUGUAACAAUCCUCUUAGAGAAGUCUCUGCAUGAGCCUAUGUAUCUCUUUGUAUGUAAUCUCUGCUUUAAUGGACUCUAUGGAACAACAGGAUUUUAUCCUAAAUUUAUAUAUGAUCUGUUAUCACCUUCACCUGUGAUAUCAUAUGUUGGGUGUUUUACACAAUCAUUUGUGAUUUACUCAUCUUUUACAUGUGAGUUCACAAUUUUAGUUACAAUGGCUUAUGAUAGAUAUGUAGCAAUAUGCAGGCCAUUAGAAUAUCACAACAUUUUAAGAACCCAGACAGUGGCAAAGGCUAUUCUGUACUCAUGGGCUUUUCCUUUUUUGUUAUUGCUCCCAAACCUUAUACUCACUGUCCAACUGCCAUUAUGUGGAUCAAGUAUAGACAGACUUUAUUGUGAUAACUGGUCUAUUGUCAAACAAUCUUGUAUCCCGACUACAACCAUCAAUGCAUUAAGCUUUACACUUCUCUUAAUAUUUAUGGCACAUGCCUUUAUUGUCAUGUUUUCAUAUCAAAGGUUAAUUGUUGCUUGUAGAAAUUCUAGCGAUAACAAAAGAAAGUUUAUGCACACCUGUGGACCACAUUUAGUGUCUUUAAUGAACUUCUCUAUUGCUUUGCUUUUUGAUAUAAUUUUCAGUCGCUAUGGAUCAGAAGACUUUCCAGAGCAUCUGCGGAACGCUUUCCAAGUUCAGAUUCUUGUAAUUCCACCUAUUGUAAACCCUCUUAUAUAUGGCCUUAAGCUCUCAGAGAUCCGCAAAAAACUUUUUCAAAAGUGUCAAAAACAAAAAAAACACAAAACAAGAUUAGCUUUUUGUAGAUCAAAGUGA
Messenger RNA from Colossoma macropomum (tambaqui), 957 nucleotides. RefSeq names its product olfactory receptor 142-like. The record is from RefSeq and is a predicted model, not a curated record. Bases 1 to 957 code for a protein of 318 amino acids. Gene Ontology annotation, cellular component: membrane. The transcript has a single exon. Gene Ontology annotation, molecular function: G protein-coupled receptor activity; olfactory receptor activity. Lineage: Eukaryota; Metazoa; Chordata; Actinopteri; Characiformes; Serrasalmidae. Gene Ontology annotation, biological process: G protein-coupled receptor signaling pathway.